Callorhinchus milii (elephant shark) is the source of this 1287-nucleotide messenger RNA. RefSeq names its product SRY-box transcription factor 18 (gene sox18). Gene Ontology annotation, molecular function: DNA-binding transcription factor activity, RNA polymerase II-specific; RNA polymerase II cis-regulatory region sequence-specific DNA binding. Bases 68 to 1231 code for a protein of 387 amino acids. Lineage: Eukaryota; Metazoa; Chordata; Chondrichthyes; Chimaeriformes; Callorhinchidae. The record is from RefSeq and is a predicted model, not a curated record. The transcript is spliced from 2 exons. Gene Ontology annotation, biological process: vasculogenesis; lymphangiogenesis; angiogenesis.
UUGGUAAGUAAUCGGAUCAGAGGCGGAGUGUGUGAGCGAGUGUGUGUGUGUUUCUUUUGGGGUUGGAAUGAAUAUUUCUGAGGCUGGUUACUGCGGUGUAGAGGAUUCUCAGGCCGGGAGCUGUGGGUUGGACGCGGCGACCCCCUCCCCAUGGGCUCAGUCCGGGAGUCCUGCCUCUCAAUCCGGAUCGGAAGCAGCUCAGCUCACCGCCAAACCCGAGGGGAGAAGUGAGCUCGAAUCCCGGAUCCGACGCCCGAUGAACGCGUUCAUGGUUUGGGCGAAGGACGAACGCAAGAGGUUGGCUCUGCAGAACCCCGACCUGCACAACGCGGUGCUCAGUAAGAUGUUGGGACAGGCUUGGAAAUCUCUCCCGACCGAUGAGAAACGUCCCUUCGUGGAGGAAGCGGAGAGGUUGAGAGUCCAACACUUACACGACCACCCCAACUACAAGUACCGGCCUCGCAGGAAGAAACAGAGCAAGAAAAUCAAGCGGAUUGAGGGCAACCUUCUGGCCCACCACGGCCUGUCCCAGAGCCAUGGCUCUGCGCUCAGGAAUAGCCCGGCGAUUUGCGCCGAGUCUUUCGCUCUCAACGCUCACGAAGGAAGGCACCAACUGCCAGCUCUGGCCCGUUACCACGACUUACACGUGAUGGGCUCCGACUUGGAGAGCUACGGGCUGCCCACCCCAGAGAUGUCUCCACUGGAGGUGUUGGACACCGACCCUGUGUUCUUCCCUGCUCAGGAGGACUGCGGUGUCUCUUAUACGCACUUUCAGCUUCACCCAGACUACAUUCAGGACAAGCCCAGGACUUUGACACAUCCCUCGACAGGAGAGAUGACUCCUUACUCCGAUCAGAUGCCUGGUGGGAUGCCCGAGUUGCUCAGGAACCCACCCAAUUUGUACUAUGACCAGCUGUGCCCCGGGGCUCAGGGUAGUGGGAUGUCCAGCCAUUUGGGCCAACUCUCACCCCCUCCUGAGGCACGGCCAGUAGACUGUAGUGUGGACCAACACUUGGGGCAUCAGGUUGAGCUGUGGACAGAUGUGGACCGCAACGAGUUCGACCAGUAUUUGAACCUGACCAGGACUCGUCCCGAUUGCUCUAGCCAACACUUCCAUGUCUCACUGUCGAAACGCCACCCCAGAGGUAUGUCUUGCGAGGAGAGCAGUUUCAUCUCUGCACUGAUAGACGCCAGCAACGCUGUCUAUUACAAUCCCUGCAUCACAGGUUAACUAGUUAUCUUGCCCCUUCCUUGUGUUUCUAAUUAUAAGUGCUCUGGGACGCUACC